AAGGUGUGUGGGGGGGCGGGGGGGUGGACUUGAAAGAGGAGCAGUACUUAACGAAGAGGGAAGAGCAGCAGUUGAAGUGCCAUUCAGAGGAGCACUGCCGGAACAAAGGCCUGGGAAACUGAGAUCUGGGAAAACUGCAAAGUCGUCCAAAAAUGCCGGAGCACAAAAAGCUGUGCAAGACGAGGCCGGAGCAAGCGGUAAAGUCGGUGCCCUGCCACGCAGGAGUCUCACAGGGUGGUUUCAGUAUUUAGAUUUUCAAAGAUGUGCUCUGCGAUUAGAUGAGCUCUUAGCUAUUUGAUAGGCAGAUACGUUUUUGCUUGUGUUUUUCUGGCCAGCAGGAGGAGGUAUGUUUUUGUUUGUUUGGGGCUUUUCUUUUUCUUUUUUUUGGAUGCAUUUAGCCCGCGUGUGCAUUAUCGGAUUAGUCAGAGGCCAUCUAUUCCUGUUGGGAAAGAGGCGUGUUUACUUUUUUGACCCCUGGGGAAGGAGAGUUUGCAACCUUUUCUUGAUCGUUAUUGGAUUUUGUACUAAAAUAGCACCGAGGAGGCGGAGACUCGGGAGAGCCAGAAGAGAGGGAGGCUCCGAAAAACUACACGAACUGUGCGGGUGGAGUCGGCUCCGAGGAGCGUGGGGGAAGGGAAGGAGCGCGGCACCCCCCCAGCGACCCUCUGCGCAUGACCGCCUCUGGUUGCCAAGGCAGCGGGACGGAGUCGCCCGGAAGGGCUUCCCUUGAGGAACAGCCGGCUCCUAAAACUCAUCCCCGAGGGGCUCAGGACUGACCAGUUCCUGAGGCAGUCUUGACCACGGCAAAGCAGAUGAGGCUCAGACCCUGAUGCAGUGUGAUGGCCAUCCUCCUAGGAGUCGGAGGAUUCAGAGAAACAGGGAGAAUUGGCCCCAGCGGACACCGGGACUAUGGCAGACCUUUCUAAGGAGACCUUGGAGUCCUUGACUGAUGUGGUAAAGAGUUCCGGUUCAUUCAGUUCCUCUGGAGGGCUGCAGCCCUGGUCUUAUGCCUCUGGGAGCAAGUCUGAGAGUGGAUCGCUGCCUUCCCGCUCGGAAUAUGGAGACAACCAAUCUGAGCUUUCGGACUUCAAAGCUAAUGUAAAGAAAUUGAGCAGAAAAUGGAUCCACAACCUCAAGGGCAAGGAAACGAACUCUGAACAGUACCGACCGGACACUAACCAUCAAACAGAAAUCACUCAGGCAUCCCCUGAAGAACUGAAUGCCCUGCAGUCUUUCUGCACCGUUAAGGUAAACCUGAUCCACCAUAGAGCGAACUCCAAGGGGAAAAAGAGCAGCAGACAUAAAAAGCUGCAGCUUGGACCCGAGGCAGAAGCUUCAGAGGUAGAUGCCUUAAAGUGUACUGUCCCUGACGAGCUUUUGAAUAGAAUCUAUUUUAAAAACAUGAGGACAACACCCAAACAGGUGGGAACAGCCAAGCAACACAUUUCUUCUCGGUGUCCCGACUGUAUCAGAAAAAGGGCAGAAUUGGCCCAAUCUGCCUUCCUGAAACAGAAGAAGACUUUAUUGGAGUCACUUCUACUCCAAGAGAAAAUAGAUGAACAUCUUCAUACGAAAGACUUCCUUACCCUUGUCAGAGAAGCACACCAGAGCCUUCCCAGGCUUUCAGAUGACCCCAGAAGAAUCUGGGAAAGACUGAAUGAGAGAAAAGUAAAAUUGGAGACUCUGGUUUUUGAAAGGACCUGUGGUAUCCAUGCCUGGCAGUUCAAGGAGGCCUCAGCAACUGGAGUAAACGGGGAAUCUGCCACUCAGGUAACAGCUUCAACCAGCUUCAGUCUCUCUGUUCAAGUUUCAGAAACUGGUCCAGCUUAGAUCGGUUGUCUAUCCUGAGGAAGUGGCCAGAGGUCAGGGAUAAUUUGCACAGAUAUGGAGCAUCUACUUCAGGUCCACCACUGUGGUUGGGUCUCUUUUCAAAGAAGGGCAAUUGUUUGAGCUAGGAAUUCACAUGAUUGGUAUUUGCUACAGCACAUAUUCCUAUCGAUCCUAAACAAAUGAUUCUCUCCAAUUUAAAUAAGACUGAGAGUCAGUUGGGUUAUGGGUUCCCAGCUGGGCAGGGACUGGGGACUUAGCCAUGAGGGUGCCUGUCAGCUAAGAUCUGCCUCCUCAGCUAGGCCUGGGCCCUGGCGGGAGGACCCAAACUGGGUGCAUGACAAGCGCUUCAGGCAGUUAUUGGCCUGUGCAAGGAUCACCCUCCUCUUAGCCAAGCCUGGACCUCAGAGGGUGAAAGUUGAGCUUUGGGAUCUUGCCUUUUCUUGUCUGAACUGAGAAUAACAUUUAUUUUGGUGAAGGUUUAUGAGGAAUGAGCCAUGGACCAGACCUCAGGAACAAAGGAUCUGCCACUAACAAAUUUGUAACAACUAACACACCCUCCCUCACCUUUCCUAUUAAGGGGAUUUGUUGAAAGCUUUUGGGGCAUUAUGGGGUUCUUAAAGCAUGGCCUUACAGUAAACCGUUCUAUGCUCCAAACUCUUGAUGUUUUAAUAUCCUUUGGCCUUACUGUGUGUGGGCACAUGGACCUGCAUUCUAUAACAUUUCUACAGGCACUUUGGAAACAAGAGUUUACUAUUCUUCCCUCACAGAUUUAAGGACUAAAACUUUCCACCCAGUGUUUUUUCAUAUUAUAGAAGGCAACAUUUUAGUUGAAAGAGUUACAAAGUUUUUAUAACAAUCCAGGAGAGAGAUACUGGCAUUUUGGAUUAGGAUUUUGACUGUACAGGUAGAAAGAAAAACAGAAAUCUAACAAGGAUUUAGAAGGCAUUCUUUGGUGAAGAAAUGAAUAUAGGGGUUUAAUAAAAGGUAAAUGUUAAGAAUUGA
Messenger RNA from Bubalus bubalis (water buffalo), 2832 nucleotides. It is a transcript of the gene C1H8orf48, whose product is annotated as chromosome 1 C8orf48 homolog. Lineage: Eukaryota; Metazoa; Chordata; Mammalia; Artiodactyla; Bovidae. Bases 910 to 1830 code for a protein of 306 amino acids. The record is from RefSeq and is a predicted model, not a curated record. The transcript is spliced from 2 exons.